CUCUGCGCGCCUGGUGCAAGCCCAGAGCUCUACUCCACGACUGCGCUCCCCUCACGGUUCCGCGCUAGAAGUUUAGACCUUAAACUUCACCCUUGGAGAAAGAUCAAGUCUCAGAGGGAAGCGGGACAACAGACCAUGCAUCUAGAGAAGGAAGGCAGCAGGCUGCCCGUGCGCGCGCUGGAAGUGGAGCUCCUUCAGACGUCCACGACCCCGCCCGCCGGCCCGGGACUCACCGCCAGCGCCCGCGGGCUGCAGCCAGGAGGCAGCGGGUCAGGCCCGGCUGCGCAGAGCUGCUGGGCGCCUGCGGACCAGGAUUUAGGUUCCUUCCUCACAGAGCGGAGGUCUCAUGCGCCUUUAACCCGGCUCUUCAGCUCCAGGUGCCAAGAACCCUGCGUGACAGAAAAUACCCCCCUGCUGAGGAAUGCCUCACAGGAGAAAGGGGUGCAGAGCCUGCGCAUUUACCACCCGGAGUUCAUCACCGCUGAGGAGUCUUGGGACAACAGCUCGGCCGAGUGGGAGGGACGGUCGCUGCUGGGCAGUGAGGCAGCUGGUUCCUCCCGAUCUGCCUCCUCGGACAAGGGGGACCUUCUGGAGGGUGUUCACACCAGGCUCCGCCUUUCGAAGCUGAGGCGCUGUGCGCGGUGGCUGAAGGUCACGGGCCUGUUUGCCUUCGUGGUGAUGUGCUCCGUUGCGUUUAGCCUGUAUCCAGAUCAAGGGAAGUUCUGGCAGCUGCUGGCUGUGUCGCCGCAGGAAAGCUACUCUGUGAACCUCAGCGGCCGAGCUGACUCCACGCUGCUCCAGGUGGACCUGGCAGGGGCCCUGGUGGCCAGCGGCCCGAGUCGUCCAGGGAGAGAAGAGCAUGUCGUGGUGGAGGUAACCCAGGCCGAUACUCCAGGCUCCCGGCGGCGGCCACAGCAGGUCACUCAUAACUGGACGGUAUUUUUAAGCCCCCGGCGGAGCGAGCGCCUGGUGGUCAGCAGGACCUUUGAGGUUCCGAGCAGAGGGGGCGUUUCCAUCAGCAUCCGCGCCGAGCUCCAGGGGACCCCGGUGGUCCCGCUGCUGGUGGCGCACCAGCACCUCCGCGCCAGCGUGGAGGCCCAAGUGACCGUCGCCGCCAUCAUCCUCGCUGGCGUCUACGUGCUCAUUAUAUUCGAGAUCGUUCACAGGACUCUGGCAGCCAUGUUGGGAUCCCUGGCUGCCUUGGCGGCCCUGGCCGUGACCGGUGACAGACCUAGCCUGACCCGCGUGGUGGAGUGGAUUGAUUUUGAGACCCUGGCGCUGCUCUUCGGCAUGAUGAUCCUAGUGGCCGUGUUUUCCGAAACGGGCUUUUUUGAUUACUGUGCUGUAAAGGCCUACCGACUGUCCCGGGGACGAGUGUGGGCCAUGAUCUUCAUGCUCUGCCUCAUUGCCGCCAUCCUGUCCGCCUUCCUGGACAACGUCACCACCAUGCUCCUCUUCACUCCCGUGACCAUAAGAUUAUGUGAGGUGCUCAACCUUGACCCAAGACAAGUCCUGAUUGCAGAGGUGAUUUUCACGAACAUUGGAGGAGCUGCCACCGCCAUUGGGGACCCGCCGAAUGUCAUCAUCGUUUCCAACCAGGAGCUGAGGAAGAUGGGUGUGGACUUCGCGGGAUUCACCGCACACAUGUUCGUUGGGAUCUGCUUUGUUCUCUUGUUCGCCUUCCCACUCCUCAGGCUCCUGCUCUGGAAGAAGAAGCUGUACAACAAGGAACCCAGUGAGAUUGUUGAGCUGAAGCACGAAAUUCACGUGUGGCGCUUGACCGCACAGCGCAUCAGCCCGGCCAGCCGAGAGGAGACGGCCGUGCAGGGCCUGCUUUUGAGGAAGGUGCUGGCGCUGGAGCAGCUGCUGGCCCGGAGGCUGCACAACUUCCACAGACAAAUCUCACAGGAAGAUAAGAAUUGGGAGACCAAUAUCCAGGAGCUGCAGAAAAAGCACAGGAUAUCGGACAGGAUCCUGCUGGCCAAGUGCCUGGUGGUGCUGGGCGUCGUCAUCCUCAUGUUCUUCCUCAACUCCUUCGUCCCCGGGGUCCAUCUUGACUUAGGGUGGAUCGCUAUUCUGGGUGCCCUCUGGUUGCUGAUUUUAGCUGAUAUCCACGAUUUCGAGAUCAUUCUGCACCGAGUGGAGUGGGCAACGCUUCUGUUCUUUGCAGCGCUCUUUGUUCUGAUGGAGGCGCUGGCCCACCUGCACUUAGUGGAGUAUGUGGGCGAGCAGACCACUCUGCUGAUAAAGAUGGUCCCGGAGGACCGGCGCCUCGCAGCCGCCAUCGUGCUGGUGGUGUGGGUCUCCGCGCUCGCGUCUUCGCUGAUGGACAACAUCCCGUUCACGGCCACAAUGGUCCCGGUGCUCCUGAACCUGGGUCGGGACCCCGAAGUCAGCCUGCCCACUCCGCCGCUCAUGUACGCGCUGGCCUUUGGCACCUGCCUGGGAGGUAAGGGGUGCUGGUGCCAGAGGGGGGCGCGCCGCGCUGCGAGGCGCAGUGACGCCCGGGGCGUGCCCACGCCAGGGCGGCGAGGGUGGUCAUGUCGGGCGGCUUCCUGA
Molecule: messenger RNA, 2559 nt
Organism: Phyllostomus discolor (pale spear-nosed bat)
Lineage: Eukaryota; Metazoa; Chordata; Mammalia; Chiroptera; Phyllostomidae
Gene: OCA2
Product: OCA2 melanosomal transmembrane protein
Exons: 22
Coding region: 136-2559 (807 amino acids)
Biological process (GO): melanocyte differentiation; melanin biosynthetic process; transmembrane transport
Cellular component (GO): melanosome membrane
Source: RefSeq, a predicted model, not a curated record